UCGUCAUUCUAUCUAUAUCUGUUUAAUCUCUCAGAUCGGAGUUUGGGAGAUUCAAGCGCUCAAGAAAAACCCGAACUUUUUUGUCUCUCUAGCUUUCGUCUUCAUCAGCUCAGCUCCAGGCAAUCAUGGCAGGAUUGGCACCAGAGGGUUCACAGUUCGAUGCACGUCAAUUUGACCAGAAGUUGAAUGAUUUGAUUGAGGGUGGUGAUGAGUUCUUCACGUCUUAUGACGAAGUUUACGAAAGCUUUGACUCCAUGGGUUUGCAAGAAAAUCUUCUCAGGGGUAUCUACGCAUAUGGUUUCGAGAAGCCUUCUGCGAUUCAGCAAAGAGGGAUCGUCCCUUUCUGCAAGGGGCUUGAUGUGAUUCAGCAGGCCCAGUCGGGUACAGGGAAAACCGCAACUUUCUGCUCUGGAAUUUUGCAGCAACUUGACUACAGCCUUGUCCAAUGCCAGGCUCUGGUUUUGGCUCCUACCAGGGAGCUUGCCCAGCAGAUUGAGAAAGUCAUGAGGGCCCUUGGUGAUUACCUCGGUGUCAAGGUUCAUGCAUGUGUUGGUGGUACUAGUGUCCGUGAGGACCAACGUAUUCUCCAGGCUGGUGUCCAUGUCGUCGUUGGAACACCUGGUCGUGUCUUUGACAUGUUACGCAGGCAAUCCCUCCGCCCUGACCACAUCAAGAUGUUUGUCCUUGACGAGGCUGAUGAGAUGCUCUCCCGAGGUUUCAAAGACCAGAUCUAUGACAUCUUCCAGCUUCUCCCACCCAAGAUCCAGGUCGGCGUGUUUUCAGCCACAAUGCCACCAGAAGCACUCGAGAUCACAAGGAAGUUCAUGAACAAACCUGUGAGGAUCUUGGUGAAGCGUGACGAGCUCACCCUUGAGGGUAUCAAGCAGUUUUACGUCAAUGUUGAGAAGGAAGAGUGGAAGCUCGAAACGCUCUGCGAUCUUUACGAGACUCUCGCCAUUACCCAGAGUGUCAUCUUUGUGAAUACCCGGCGCAAAGUGGACUGGCUAACCGACAAGAUGAGAAGCCGUGACCACACGGUCUCGGCCACUCACGGUGACAUGGACCAGAACACCCGAGACAUCAUCAUGCGGGAGUUCAGGUCGGGAUCUUCCCGUGUUCUGAUAACGACCGAUCUCUUGGCCCGAGGUAUCGAUGUACAGCAAGUCUCACUGGUCAUAAACUUCGACCUCCCGACCCAGCCGGAGAAUUACCUCCACCGUAUCGGAAGAAGUGGAAGGUUCGGGAGAAAGGGUGUGGCCAUAAACUUUGUGACUCGGGACGAUGAGAGAAUGCUUUAUGAUAUCCAGAAAUUCUACAACGUUGUCGUGGAGGAGCUUCCCUCGAACGUUGCCGAUCUUCUGUGAGAGAGAGAGAGUUGCCUGGAGAAGAAGGUUGCUUGCUUCGCAAGGUUCUGUUUGAUUUUGACCCUACUCUCAAGCGGUUCUCUUUUUCUUAUUUUAUUAUAAAAUCUAGUUAAAAUUUUAUUUAAAUUUUGUAGUUUUUUUCCGGGAAGUCGGUCUUAUAAAAAGAAUAUUUGGUGUUUCCCCCUAAGAUCAUAUCACUCUUGGUCAUCCGUCAAAUGAUUCAUAUCUGGUGUUUUUUUA
Messenger RNA from Tarenaya hassleriana, 1604 nucleotides. RefSeq names its product eukaryotic initiation factor 4A-1. The transcript has 5 exons. Bases 126 to 1364 code for a protein of 412 amino acids. NCBI's taxonomy places the organism in Eukaryota, Viridiplantae, Streptophyta, Magnoliopsida, Brassicales, Cleomaceae. Gene Ontology annotation, biological process: cytoplasmic translational initiation. The record is from RefSeq and is a predicted model, not a curated record. Gene Ontology annotation, cellular component: cytoplasmic stress granule. Gene Ontology annotation, molecular function: RNA helicase activity; ATP binding; translation initiation factor activity.